UUAUAUAUAUGCUUUCAGCAAUUUCCUUUAAAAAGCCAACCUGUGAAGUGUGACUUCCAACCGCCUGCGACAUUUUCCCUUUAUAUUCAUUUGCCCCUCGCUUUUUCUCUCACUCAAGCAACCAUCUUUUGCCUUUACAACUAUCCAUCUCCUCUUUCUUUCACACAAAUUCUUGAGGAAAAUGAAGCAUAGGAGAAAUCUAUUCUGUUUUCUCUUGUGCUUAUUUUAUGUCAUGUCAGAAACUGGCACAGUCUCAGCGACACGCCCGUUGAACUCAAAUGUUGAAAUCAGCCCAACGUUAGCGAUAUUACUUGCUUGUCUUGUCUUAUUCUUGAUGGCAGUUAUCUUCAUAUAUAUACGUCGUAUAAGCCCUGAUUCCUUUGACGAAUCAAUGGGGUUUUACUUCUUCCGGCACCGACCAGUUUCCCGUGGGCUUGAGCCUAAUAUCAUCGAAACUUUGCCGGUAUUUGUAUACUCCGAUGUCAAAGCCCUAAAUAUAGGCAAAUCUAUCCUAGAAUGUGCUGUUUGCCUAAACGAGUUCGAAGAUGAAGAUACUCUCCGCUUUCUUCCUAAUUGUUGCCACGUGUUCCAUCCCGAGUGUAUUGAUGCUUGGCUUGCCUUUCGUACCACUUGCCCAGUUUGCCGUGCAAAUCUCAAAACAAAACCUGCUGGUAAACUGCAAGAAUCAAUUCAAGAAACAGAUGACGUUGAGUCUCAGAAUGUCAGCUCAGUUGUAUCACAUCCAGCACCAGAAGAAGUAAUAAACCAGUCUUCUCAAACGUCGCCCGUUCACAGUCAUACGCAAAAUACGGCGAGAAGUAAGACACCCGAUUUUCGGCACCUUGCACCAAAAUCAACACCAAGAAGGCCAAAGAUUUUUGGGAUGUUUAGUCGAUCUUACUCCACAGGUCACUCGUUGAUUCAACCUGGUGAAAAUUGCGAGAGGUUUACUCUAAGGUUACCUGAUGAUGUACGUAAAAGAUUGGUCUACAAUGGCGCCGUAGCCUUUUCUCCAGCGAGAAAUUCAACUAAGGGGUACCGGUUCGAAACGGAGGAGGGCCGGUUAAGCUUGAGUAGGGCCUCCAAUGGCGCCGUAGCCUUUUCUCCAGCGAGAAAUUCAACUAAGGGGUACCGGUUCGAAACGGAGGAGGGCCGGUUAAGCUUGAGUAGGGCCUCCAAUGGCGCCGUAGCCUUUUCUCCAGCGAGAAAUUCAACUAAGGGGUACCGGUUCGAAACGGAGGAGGGCCGGUUAAGCUUGAGUAGGGCCUCCAAUGGGGCCGUAGCCUUUUCUCCAGCGAGAAGUUCAACUAAAGGGUACCGGUUCGAACCGGCGGAUGGUCGGUUAAGCAAUCUCCGGUUACCGACUCCGCCUAUGUUCUCUAGAUCCGGUUCGUCAAAGGAUGAGAAACAACCGAAGAAUCUGCUGAAGUCCGUUAAGUCAGUUAAGUCGCCGUUAAAUUUGUUUUGUGGGACGGAAAAGGAUGAUACAGGAGAAAGAUCUUUUACUUAUUUAAGAUCAAGUAGUACUUCAAGUUAGAUAAUUUUCCAUUUCUUUUUAUUUGGAUCUCACAUGGACGAGCUUGGCCGCAGUGCAACAAGGCAAGGCCUCAUCAUGAAUCCGUUUACUUUUUCCUCUUUUUUUUUUUUUUUUUCUUUUGACACAAUUAAUUAUGUUGUAUAUAGUUAUUGGAUAGUGGAGGCUUCAUAAUCAAUGAAUUGGUUUCUUUCUAAAAUUAUGAGAUUUUCUGUCGGUUGCUUUA
This is a messenger RNA of Nicotiana attenuata, 1760 nucleotides long. Its product is annotated as putative RING-H2 finger protein ATL37. The transcript has a single exon. The coding region runs from base 182 to 1537 and encodes 451 amino acids. The record is from RefSeq and is a predicted model, not a curated record. Lineage: Eukaryota; Viridiplantae; Streptophyta; Magnoliopsida; Solanales; Solanaceae.